AUGCCCUACCUCACCACCUCCCAAGACUUCCUCAAACAAUCCUCCCUCCUCCUCGAAGCAUACCCGCACACCACCCGGAUAACAACAAAAUACUCCUACCCCAAGCCGUCCCACAAAUCCAAACCCACUACAGCCACAGCGACAACCUCAACGACCUCUUCCUCACAGCCCGUUUCCAAGCCAGCUACCCUAACUCUAAAAACAUACAACCCCUAUAAUGGCAUAUGUCUAAAAUACCGCACCACCAAAGCCGCGGAAGUUAGCCGUCUCAUCGCCGGACUCGGACGUCUCGCGUCCGGCGCGCCCAUAGCGGACGCUGGCCAGUCGCAUGCUGUAUCGGGCGUGUCGGGCGGAGAUGCCGACAUGCUUGAUGUUUCUGUUGUGGCUGGUGGUGUAGCGGGAACUGGAAAUGUUACGUCGAGCGCUACGAAAGGAAAUGGAGGGGGCGGCGGGAAGAAAAAGAAAGGCGGCAAGGGAAAAAGAUAA
Molecule: messenger RNA, 486 nt
Organism: Coccidioides posadasii C735 delta SOWgp
Lineage: Eukaryota; Fungi; Ascomycota; Eurotiomycetes; Onygenales; Onygenaceae
Source: RefSeq, a predicted model, not a curated record